Molecule: messenger RNA, 2640 nt
Organism: Amoebophrya sp. A120
Lineage: Eukaryota; Dinophyceae; Syndiniales; Amoebophryaceae
Source: the annotation of a GenBank genome assembly
AGAUUUACAGGAACCCGUUUGUCCCCUCUGACAGGCACGACCAAAAUAAACCCAUUUUGAUUUAUCCUCUUGUUAUGAAUUACAAUUACAUCAAAACUAUUUCAACACAACACACAGUUACACUCCUGUUCUCUUGAUUUUCAGAACGCAAUACGCUGCCGUCCUGGACUAUAAUCACCUCUUUUUGCAUGCAUGUGCGUUGUGAAUCAUUUCAAAUCUAUAUCUAGCAGAAAAAACCUCACCUAAGCCAGCUUCAGGCCCUCAGUACGUAGCGCAGAAAUACUUGAAUAAGACGAAGAGAUGCGGGCAUUUUCGUUGUCCGGUGGCCUUUCCUUUUUUUCAAUGCGCCUCGCCGACGGCACGCAAGUCCGCCACAACUCUCCUGUGUACGACGGAACCGUCAAGAAGAAGAGCGCGGCACCGCUACAAGGUCCCGGCGAUCGCGUCUUUUCAUCUGCGACUAAAAGGAAGAAAGCAAGUUCCCGGGAUAGUACGCUAUCGACCAAUGCUGUGUCAACUGGCUCAAGCGCACCCUCCGCUACGUCGGAUGAUCGGGACUUCAAUGGGCUUGACCAAAAAGUGGACAGUCAUGAUUGGGAAAAAAACCUGCCACGAACAACCUCCACCAGCAACGUUGCAGAUGCAGGCGUAUCGUCUUUCGCGGAAAGUACAAACGCACAGCACGCUAUUGCUGAGGAGCAAAGCGAAAGCGAAGGUGGUACCGGGGUAGAGGAAGAAGAAAAACAAGAAAGCGCGGAAGGUACAGCAGGACCAUCUUCGUCUUUAACGGAACGGAAAGAACGUCGUAGCAGAUCUUCCAAGAGACUACGGCUCCACGUUGUGAAAGACACUGAAGGUGCAAGUGUCGAAGCAGAACCAACGUCUUCCUCUUCCGGCUCCGUCGCACAAAAAAAUGCUCCGAAGGCGCCUUUCGUGGUAAAGGAUUUUUGCAGUAUCGACGCAGAUGAAAAGAAGAACAACCAACUACACUUUUCAGCAGAUGAAAAGAACUCAUCUGAACGUCAAGAAGGCCAUGACACCAAGAACUUCGUUUCCUCCGGAGUUGAGAAACCCGUGGACUGGCCGUCCAACUUCACCGCCAAUGCCGUAAAGUUCCCCGUGCAGUGCGAGCAGCCGGACUGGUUGUUGCGAAGUGAUCAAUUGGUGCUGCCUGUGAACAGCGAGAACGCAAGCGGAACAAAAACGAAAGCCGGCAUUUCAGCUACCAUGGUGAUGACGAUGUAUCUAAGUCCGAACGCGCCAGGAGAUUGGAAAAACCCAGCAUCGGAUAAUGCCCCGGCGGAUUGGCUCCAUGCGCUGUUUGCCGCGAACGUCCAGAUUCUUCGUCACUUCGGCCACGGUCUGAUUUUACGGACGGAGUUUACGCCAGAUGAAUACGAUGGGAAAACGAACCUGAAGAAGUGGCAAGUCGAUAGCGAAGAGUGCCGGGGAAAAUCUGCAGAGGAGUGCAUAAAGUGGUUUGACCGGAUUAAUUUGAUUUUUGAAAAACAAUUGAUGCUCGCGGAUUACCUGAACUUGGAAAGAAAUGGAACUAGCAGUGGCAGCACAAGUAGAAGCACAACCACAGUUACAGGAGAGCAGGACCAUCAAGCGCGGUACCGGUUUACGCACGUUUUUUCGCUCGAUGCCGACGCUGCUCUCGUGAGUACGGCAUUCGACUCCGUAGGUCUGGCGGCGUGGAAUCUGGCGCAGGCGAAGAAAGACGUGUUUGCGGCCAACGAGGACUGGCAGGUGCAAGAGAACAAAGCGAACUGGCAGCAGAACCAGUUCUGCGAUGAUCUGAACGGCGGUUUCCUACUCGUCGCGAACAACGCCUUCAGUCGCACUUUCUUCAAGGACAUGUUUGCGGCGCACAAACGCGGCCCGAAGGCCGAGGCCUGGGAAACUGCGGAAUUGAGCAGUGCAGCUGUUGCGUGCACUCUCAGUGAACAGCCGUGUUUGCGAAGCAUUCUCCCCCGGCUCCGGCAGCAUUUUCUCGUCACGAGCGGGCAGUUGUGGAACCGAGCACGGUUUGACACUGAUAAAGCCGCGCCGGCGGUAAACAGCACCGUGGGUCGCGAACACGACCAAGGGUAUGAGACAAGGACGACCCACGUGCUGCACUACAUGGACGCGGAUGGGAGGAUGGCCAUUGCUGCUCAGGACUUCUGUCAGCCGGGGUUCUUAGUCAACCCGAUCGAGAUGGAGACGCGUGCUGCGUUGGGCGUGUGCGGAAGUCCGGCCAAUGAAGUAUCCUGUGCAAAAACACUACAACUACCCCACGAUGCCGAUGAUGUCCGUGAGGAAGAAGGAAGCACCAGUGCGCCGGAAGCGCCAUCGCAGGAGAAUCUCUAUGCGAUGACGUUAGUUUAAACAAGUCCUGGGGAACAAGUCUAGCGGUCCCGGUUGUAGUGUAUGUCUACAGUGGUCGAGCUGAUGCUAGGCUAAAAAGAGUUUUCUCACUGACACGAGAUUCACCAGUUUUUUACGAAUGUUGCGCGCUUUCCAUCCCCUUUCAGCGUGCUCUUCUUUGAAUUUUGAACCCGAGCAAGCCCCUAAAAAAACCUCAUGCACGCCCUCCCAGUGCAGGAUAGAAAUAGAUGACGAUAAUGUUCUCUAAUAAAGUGAUCCAGGAAAGAC